AUGUUGAAUUUUGAUCAAGUUUCUAAUAAAUUCACGGAAUUAAAUAGUUCAGAAUCAAAUGAAAUGAACUUAUUAGACUUUGAUUUUGUUAGUGUUGAUGAUUGGGAUUUUAAUGUGGAAGAAAUAGAGCCGUUGAUGAACCUAACUCAACCGCAGAAGCUAGUUCAAAGGAAAAAUGAUUGUACAAGUCUUAUAAAGAAUUCAGGUUCUCGUCUAGAUUGUCCGAUGUGGGAUUUUUCUCAUCAACAAUCUCAAUUGCCUUCAUCAUUCAAGAUCCUGAAAGAUUAUGACACAACAAGGUUCAUCAAAAGAUCAAAAACAGAACAGAACAUCAUUAUUAGAAAUGAAUGUAUCAAGGAACACAAUGGAUCUAUGUUAUCUACAGACGAAAUCCUUCGUUUAGGUGCUGAAAAGUUCAUCCAAUCGUUUACCAUUCGAGGUGAUAAAGAACCAUACAUGUUUAGCCAUCCAUUCGCGAGCUCAUUUCUUGGCCUUCCUGAGGAAGACACUAGAAAUGUGGCACUAGUCGAAAAUCUUCUUGCUUCUGCUGAGAAAGUAGGACAGAAACAGUUUGAUCGCGCUAGAAGGAUUCUCAACGAGUGUGAUAAGUUGUGUUCCAACACUGGAAAUGCAAUUCAGAGAUUAGUAUACUACUUUUCUCAAGCACUUCAUGAGAGAAUUGAUAGGGAAACGGGGAGAGAUUCAUCGAAAGGAAUUGAAAUGAAACGAUUAGUACAACAUAUCGAGCAUUCGUUGAUGAACUUAAACCUCACUAUGAUUGCAGCACAUCAGAACAUACCUCUGUCUCAGGUGACUCAGUUUACUGCUGUUCAAGCCAUUAUAGAUCAUGUAGGAGAAUCGAAAAAGGUUCAUAUAAUCGAUCUCAAGAUAGGUAGUGGUAUGCAAUGGACAAUCUUGAUGCAAGCUCUUGUCACACAUCAAUUUGAAUCUGAAUCAUCAAUCAAACAUCUCAAGAUAACUGCUUUAUGUACCAAACUGAGGCAUAAAAUUGAGGAAACACGUGAACGAUUGAUGGACUUUGCAAAGUCAUUGAACUUGCCCUUUUCUUUCAACAUUGUGAUGGUUAAGGAUAUGACAGAGCUAAAGCAAGAAGAUUUUGAGAUAGAUGAUGAUGAAUCAAUUGCUAUCUUCGCGCAAUACAUCCUAAUGUGGAUGUUAGCGCGACCAGACAAGCUUGACUCUUUGAUGAGAGUUAUCAAAGGUAUAAAUCCUCGAGCAAUGAUCGUUAUAGAAGUGGAAGCAAACCAUAAUUCACCAGUAUUCGUGGACCGGUUUGUGGAAGCCCUUUUUUUCUAUGGUGCAUUUUUUGACUCGUUGGAGGAUUGCAUGAAGAACGAUGAACGAAACAGGACAGCCACAGAACUGGAGCAUCUGAGCCAGGGAAUAAGAAGCAUUGUGGCAACUGAGGGUAAGGAAAGGACCAUUAGACAUGUAAAAGUAGACGUCUGGAGGGCGUUUUUCGCGCGAUAUGGUAUGGAGGAAAUGGAGCUAAGCAUGUCAUCAUUGUAUCAGGCAAACUUGGUGCUCAAGAAUUUUGCUUGUGGGAGUUGUUGCACACUGGAAAUGAACAAAAAUUGUCUACUAAUUGGAUGGAAAGGAACCCCUCUUAAUUCACUUUCUGCUUGGAAAUUUUCUUGA
Solanum stenotomum is the source of this 1659-nucleotide messenger RNA. Its product is annotated as DELLA protein RGL1-like. Gene Ontology annotation, molecular function: sequence-specific DNA binding; DNA-binding transcription factor activity. The record is from RefSeq and is a predicted model, not a curated record. Bases 1 to 1659 code for a protein of 552 amino acids. Gene Ontology annotation, biological process: regulation of DNA-templated transcription. NCBI's taxonomy places the organism in Eukaryota, Viridiplantae, Streptophyta, Magnoliopsida, Solanales, Solanaceae. The transcript has a single exon. Gene Ontology annotation, cellular component: nucleus.